GAACUGUCCAUCACCUCAGAACCAGACUAUAGUACUGUAACGUUUUCCACCCCCGACUCACGUUUGUUCGGGCGCCAUUGGUUGUUGCACGACUCCCCAACCAAAGGGAUUUUCCAGCGGUUCAGUGGUUACCGAGAAAUGGCUACACCAGAGUUUGUCACAUCACUUCCACUCAACCAACUCCAACACGUUGAUCCAGUCUUUUUGCAGUUGCGCUUCCUUACUCCUCCCCUGUGCACCUUACACACACGUUUUCUCUCCGCGUCCCCUCCUCCAUCUUGUCCUUUCUUUCUCUCCCGUCCCCCCUUCCGCCGGCACACCGUAUCCCUCCGCCGCACUUCAAAUGAGGGAAUUUGAAUUCAACACUGUUUAGCAACCUCACUUAUUCUAAUGAAGUAUAAUUUCAGAAAAUGUUUAACCACUAUUAUUGACGUCCUACAAGUUAGUUCACAAUGCAAAAGUUUCAAGCUAAAUACUAGGUGGAUCAGGGCGCAAGAAAGUAGUUCCUAGCCAAUAACAGCCCCCUUGCUAUAGACAAUCCUGCUAUCAGAGCGGUUGGAAGAAGUGGCUUAACUGCCAUUUUAUCAUGGCAUAGGGGUAAGCUCCAGUCCACCUCACAGUACCGAGUUAAUUUAGUGGCUAGAAAAAUUAUCAACAUACUAUAUGCUAUAAAUUUGGUAAUUUACACUUCAAUUUCAAUUUUUUAAAAUAAUGUUCUUUAGUAAGAUCCUUUUUAUAACAUGUCAUAAAAAUGCUACACUUUUAUUGACGAGAAACAUUUUCAAAUUUUUGUUGUAAAAAUAAUGUUUGGACUUUUAGACAGUUCAAAAUUUAAAAUUUAAUUUUUAAUAAGUUGCAUGAAAGGGCUAGUUGCCAGUAGCGGACCCAGAGGGGGGGCUAAGGGGCUCAAGCCCCCUCCAAAAGCAUCUGUGUCCACUAUUGUUUUAGUGUUUGCCUUGACAAAGCCUAGCCUCAGCUGGGUCAAGCCCCUCCCAAACCAAAAUCCUGGAUCUGCCACUGCUAGUUGCAUAGUAAUAGAUAAUAAUUUAUAUAAUUUUGAAUGCUAGUUUAGGUAAAAUAGAUGAUAAUCUUUCCAGUCCAUAUUUAGUUAUUGGUGACACCUUAUUUUUCACGGGAUUUUGUUUUAAAAUCAUUAGUACAGAGAGGUUCCAAGAGAUGAUUAUGUACAGCAUCACAGAUCAAGGAUACCGGUCACUACACUCUACUGGCACUAAUCUGGCAUUCUAUGGUGAACCACAUUUUGUAACCUGGCACCCAUCGAACCGCUCAUGUUCACAAUUUUUAGGGGGGAUUCCAUCGACCAUGAUCCUGUACUGCCAGAGUUUUUGGUUCGCUCAAGAGUUUAUCGUUUGGCUUAAAUGUUGACGAAAGUGGUAUUUUUGUUUCAAUUGUGUUAUCACAAAGAAACAAAUACCAGAAAUAUGUUGUGAUUUCCCUGACUUUUCCUGGUAUUCCCUGACUGUUUUAAUUUCCCUGAUAUUCCUGGUUUUCUCUACCUAUAGCAUUUAUGUGUUUAGACUUGAGUACAUUUUUUUUUUUUUGGGAAAAAAAAAUUCCUUAAAAAUAGAAAACACUGAAUAUAAUUAUUUUAAAAAUAAUACUGAGCUAAAAAUGACUCCAUAAAAUCUUGUCUCCCAACUACAUGGGUUAUACACCUCCUUAAUAUCCUUAAAAGUCCUUACUUUGUAAUUGAAUAAAAGCCUUUUAAUAUUUAAAUUUCACUUUAUAAUCCUUAAAAACUCCUUAGUAAAGACUGAUAGCGUGCAAAUAAGGGAUAAAUGCAGGUAUUUUAGUAUUCUUUUGUUUCCCACUUGGCAGCAAACAAUGCAUGCGUAGUACAAUUGGUGAAUUUCGGGCUACGUGAUUAGAUUUUGUGUAUAAAAAGUUUUGAAUUUGUUUUUCAUAAUUAGCAUUUCACCGUUAAAUUAAAAUGGUGUGUUUUACAGUCUUACAUUGAACCCAUAAAGUAAAUGUUAUUAGUAGAGACCCCAAAAAAUGGUGAAGCGCGAAAUUCACGAAAUAACGCGAAAAUUUGAUACUUUAAACAAUUUUUGCGACUUUCCUAUGAUUUCGACAUAGUCGCGAAAUUCACGAAUUUUCGCACGAAAUUCACGCAUUUUCGCGCGAAAUCCACGCUUUUUCGUACAAAUUAAUGUCCUUAUGUCGCAAGUCCUAUUUAUUUAGGCCAUCAUAAACAUAGGCGUGAAAUAAACAUAGAUUGAAAGACUAGUGCCGUGAUAUUAUCUUCGUUUUGACACGUUACUGAAAUCCAUGUAUUUUUAUCUCUGUUUACAAGCAGUAAAUAUUGCCAUCGCAAAUGAAAACAAAAUGUAACAAAUGUCAACAAUCGAUAUAUGCGCACUACCAACAUAACGAAAUUGACUGUCCACAGUUUUAGUGUUUUGAAUAAUGGUCGUUUCUGCCGCAAGGCGCACUGGUGUCGAUUUUUCUAACCUAAUUUAAUCGCAUGGAGCUAAGAUGGCAGUCAUUUUUGCAUGCACAUAUCUAUGAGUGUUUACAAAUACCGUCUACAUUUUGUAAGUUUUGUGAUACAAUUGAAUUUAUGGCUAAGAUGCCGAAAACUUCGACAAUGUUUGAUCGCGAAAGAGAGAUGGAAUCGGAUGGAUAUUAUAUUUUUGAUCAGCGGGACAAAAUUAUGAUGUGCAAGUUCUGCAACGUGCGGGUUGAUUGGACACUCAAAGACACGUGCAAGAAGCAUGUGGCAAAUGACACACAAAACAAAACAGAAAAGACAAUUAUUUUGUCAAGCAAAUUCUACCGUGUCUAAACAAAUCUCGAUAGGCGACAGCGUGAAUAAAGCAAACAAGCUUGAAAGUGCAGAAAACAAGAAUUUGUUUUUGAUUUUGUUAAUAUGAUGCUGUAGGUUAACAUUCCUUUGGAAAAAGCUGAUCAUCCAGCUAUGAGGGAAUGGUUUAACAUCCAUGUUGAAGGUUAGCCUUUGUAGGCCUACAAUAUUAUUGAUUAACUUACCUUUAGGCCCAACUUACCUUUACUUCAAAUAAAUUUGCAAGUACCUCAGAUUAACAAACACAUAAAUAGGAUGGAUUGCAUUGUGAAAUGGUGAUCACACCACAAGAUAUAUUUGACUGAUUGAUUGAUGGUUUGACUCUGUAAUCCAGCAGUAAUCUUGAAAAGGUAAGGUUAGGUUAGGUUUGGCUUGGCUUAGAAUUGUUUUGAGUAAAUUAGCCCAUUAAUAUUUUCAGCGAUAACCUUAUAAAUCCUACCUAUUUAUAAGUAUAUUGUAAGUUAUGUAUACAUUUAAGGUGCAGGGGAUUUGCCAUCAGCCAACAUUCUUGGAGAAACUUAUGUCCCAAAAAUUGGCCAGGCAAAUAAGGAAGCAGUAAGGCAUGCUGUAGAAGACAAACAGAUUGUAUUCUUGUGUGAUGAAACGACAGACAAAGUGGGCAGAUGUAAGACAGAGUCUGCUACUUUGUAGUGCCUAUCCGCUAUGAGGUUUUUUUUACACCGCCAAUGGAAUAAUUUUUUCACCAUUUUUUGGGGUCUCUAUCGAUUGCUUAAUUUUACACCGAUUUUUUGCACCGCUUGGUUAUUUUUACACCGAUUUUUUGCACCGCUUUUGUCAUAUUUUUACACCGAAAUGAGCCAGUUUUAUUUACCAUUUUCUGGGGUCCCUAGUUAUUAGUGUUAAAAUUAAAUUUUUUAGGGCUGUAAAUAUUUCUGAUGGGCUAUGCUUGGGUGUUGGAUGUGUUCCAGUGAUAAUGCCGGACAAUAUGGGCUCAUCUGUGAGAAUCGAACCAACCAACAAAAUUAUUUUUUGUCCAUUAACAUUAUUUUCGUAGGUUUUCUUUCUACGUCUAUAUAGUGGUAAAGGGGUCCUUAAAAACUCCUGAAGUUUUGAUGGCAUGCCGUGACAGGGUUCCCACGCUCCUUGAAAGUCCUUGAAAAGUGCUUGAAAUAUUUUGAAGUAAUUAAGGGCCCUUAGAAGUGCUUGAAAAAACUUUUAGGUGCUUGAAAGUGCUUGAUAAAGUUUACACUGUAAGUUAUAAUUACGUUGUACAUAUUUAUUCAGGACAAGUUUUUAGUGUGGCACCGUAAUUUAACUCUACGAUAACUUAUUUAUGGUAUGUUCAAAUAGUUGUCAUUUUUACAUUGAAUAAUGCCUCGUUUUUCGACGGCAUACGAUAAGAUAUCUUCUAUGCACUAUUUUUAUCGGCAGUUAUGGUGUCAUCAGUGUUUUUGUUCUGACAAAUGACGAUCACUUUCAUUUGCUUUGUGUCCAGAUUGUAGAGCAUUACUCUAUGAUUGUCCGUUGCUGCAGCCAUGUUGGAAUUUGCAGUUUGUUGACUUCGUUCUCGUAAAAAUGCCGGGAGGGAAGUGUGUUUUUAGUGAUGCAUGGCUCGCAAACGAUAUUUAUUCAUUAUGGUUAGUGAAAGUGCCUGAAAAAAAUAAAGCAAGAUGUUCGUUUUGUUCAAAAAAUUUUGACAUAAGUAGCAUGGGUGAAGCUGCUUUGAAAUGUCAUAUUAAAGGUAAAAAACAUGCUGCUUUCACUGAUGCUGCAACAAAAUCACUUGGAUUGACACAGUUCUUUGGUGUUGAAAACUCCAGCACAGUAAAUGUCAAAGCUGAAGAGAAUAAAAUUAGGCCAGCUUCUGCUUCAGUUGUAGACAGCUGUCAUGUUACAAGUGUUAGUAGUUGUAGUAGCAGUUCCAGUCCUUCAGUAUCUUCACAUUUCAGUGGAACAGAUGUUAUGAAUGCUGAAAUAAGAUGGGCUUUGAAAUGUGCAACCAGUCAUUACUCACUUAAUUCGUGCGAAGGACUUCCAGAACUAUUCAAGAAUAUGUUUCCUGAUAGCAGUAUUGCGAAACAGUUUUCAUGUAGUGCCACAAAAUGUGCAUAUAUGAUAUGCUUUGGACUUGCACCACACUUCAAGGCUGCUAUCUUCAAGACUGCCAAUGAAGUGGAACACUAUUGCCUGUUGUUUGAUGAGAGCUUAAAUCUUUCUAAUCAAAAGAAGCAAAUGGACAUACACAUCAGAUUGUGGGACCCAAACAGCGAUGAGGUAGUUACAAGGUUUUUCACAUCUGUAUUUAUGGGACAUUCCAGCGCAGAAGUAACCCUAUCAGCUUUGCAAGAAGCAACAGAAAAGUUGAAUCACUCAAAACUGCUUAACUUUUCAAUGGAUGGUCCAGCUGUGAACUGGAAGCUAUUUAAUAUUCUGCAAGCUGAAUUAAAAAAGGAUUUUGGUUGCACCUUAAUAGAUGUAGGCAGUUGCACUCUUCACACUUUGAAUAAUUGCUUCAAACAUGGCAGUAGAUCUACAUCUUGGGAUAUUGACAGUUUUUUGGUGAGCAUAUACUGGCUUUUUAAAGAUUCUCCAGCUCGCAGGGAAGAUUAUUUGAAUCUUUCUGUAAACAAAAAACUCCCCUCUAAGUUUUGCAAACAUCGUUGGUUGGAAAAUGUUCCAGCAGCCGAAAGAGCACUCGAAAUUUGGGACGACUUGAAGAAAUAUGUCGGAGAAGUUGACAAGGGACAUCUUACAAAAAUUAAAUGUAAGUCUUACCUUAUUGUUAAGGAGGCAUGUCAGGAUGUUUUGAUGCCAGCAAAGUUGAACAUUUUCCUUUCGGUCGUCAAACUGUUACAACCUUUUCUUACGAAGUAUCAAAGUGACAAACCACUCUUGCCUUUCUUAGCUGAAGAUCUAAGAAAUAUGAUUGUUAGUUGCUUGCAGAGUUUCAAUAUUAUGAGGAAUGAGUACAUUUCGAAAUUAUCUUCACCAUACCAGGUUUCACUCUUUGACUUUAAAGACAGAAAGUGUCUUUUAAGUUCAUGCAAAGUUAACUUGGGGUUCAUUGCUGAUAGACUAGUCAAAGAACUUGUUCACAAAAGGGAAGUUUCAGAAAAAGAGGUACUAGAACUCAGACAUGAAACACAGAAUUUCAUUUUCUUGAUGCUUGAAAACCUAGUGGUAAAAUCCCCAAUCAAGUAUGCCUUCGUUCGAAGCCUUUCGUGUCUUGAUCCAAGAUUUAUGCUAACCGAUAGCCACAGCUGCUACAAGAAGAUGAAGCAGAUUUUGUCAAUUAUUGUAAAGGCUAAACAACUUCAGGAAAAGAUGUGUGAUGAAAUCCUGUUGGAGUAUCAAGAAUUGCUCCGAUAUGCUCAUGAAAACAAAACAGCAUUUAGUGACUUUUCCCCUGAUGUGUCUCGAAUUGAUGUUUUCUUUCGCAAUUACCUUGGUGGUGAGAAAAAGUUUGUGAAACUGUGGCCAGUUAUAAAAAUGCUUUUAAUUUUUUCACAUGGCCAAGCAGCUGUAGAGCGAGGGUUUUCUGUUAAUCGCCAUAUAGAAGUGGAAAAUCUAAAGGAAGAUUCGUAUCCAGCAAAGAGAUUAACCAUUGAAGAGGUCAGAAAAUGUGGCGGUGUUACAAAUGUUCCUCUAACAAGAGAGUUGCGGGCUUCUGUUGCAGCAGCUCGUCAGAAGUACAUGUCAUACUUGGAAGAGGAACGCAAGAAAAAAUCUAAUGCGCUGGAAAAGAAACGUAGUCUUCAGUUAAGUGAGGAGUUAGAAGUUCAUAAAACAAAGAAGAUUCGACUACAACAAACAAUAGACAGUCUCCAAAAAUCUGCCGAUGAACUUGCUGAGCAGGCAGAAAAAACUGAAAAUGUGAAUUUGAUUAUCCAGUCAAACAGUUUUAGAAAGACAGCUAAAGAAAAGUUACUUGAAAUUAAAAAGAUAGAAAAGAAAAUUCAAGAAGUAUCUGAAAACAUGAGGAGAGUAAAAUAAUCAAAAUUGUUAUAUUUUGUUGUGCUAUAUUAAAUAUUAAUAUCAUGAACCUUUGAAAGAUGUACUGUAAACUGUCUAAUAUGAGUACAUUCCUAUUUUCUAGUAGUAAUGAGUAAAAAGUGCAUUAAUAUUAUUAUCUUGAUAUGCAACCUGUAAUUAUAUGUGCGUGUAGAUGUAAAACUGUGCAGUAACUUAGCAUGUUGUAAAUUAUGCAGUUGAUAAAUAUUUGAUAUUGCAUCAUUGGUAUUUAUUUUUGCCACACUCUUAAACAUAGCAUUGUUAUGAACAGGAAUUCUGUAAUAAUGGGACUGUCAAGGUUAUAGUAUUUGAAGUUAGGAAUUCCAUGAGUGCUAAUUCAAUAUUCUUAAAUUUAAAUUCCUACCAAAUACCUACCUAACCAAAUGCCUACCUAAAUAACUUACUAUAAUAAUUGUGAACCAGUUCGGUAUAAUGUUAAACUCAGCCAAUUUGCAAUGUUACUGUCCCUCCGAUAAGCUUUUAUCUUUUUGUUUAUAAGUAAUAGACAGGAAAAAAAAACAAUUAUGCACAUGUUCAUAAUAUAACUAUAAGUACUAAAAUUAUUUCAUAAUAUUUAAGUCCUUGAAAUUUUGGAAAAAGUCCUUGAAAGUGCUUGAAAAGUGCUUAAAUUUUUUCAUCAAAAAGGAGUGGGAACCAUGCGUGAGCUAACCUAACUUGUAGUAGUUCUUGCAAUAGUUGUAUGUGAGGACCAGGUCUGUCUGGC
Messenger RNA from Bacillus rossius redtenbacheri, 7523 nucleotides. RefSeq lists its product as uncharacterized. The transcript has 2 exons. Bases 4364 to 6781 code for a protein of 805 amino acids. The record is from RefSeq and is a predicted model, not a curated record. Lineage: Eukaryota; Metazoa; Arthropoda; Insecta; Phasmatodea; Bacillidae.